Bacillus rossius redtenbacheri is the source of this 5948-nucleotide messenger RNA. RefSeq lists its product as uncharacterized. Lineage: Eukaryota; Metazoa; Arthropoda; Insecta; Phasmatodea; Bacillidae. Gene Ontology annotation, molecular function: transcription factor binding; RNA polymerase II cis-regulatory region sequence-specific DNA binding; DNA-binding transcription factor activity, RNA polymerase II-specific. Gene Ontology annotation, biological process: regulation of transcription by RNA polymerase II. The record is from RefSeq and is a predicted model, not a curated record. Gene Ontology annotation, cellular component: transcription regulator complex. The transcript is spliced from 13 exons. The coding region runs from base 124 to 3792 and encodes 1222 amino acids.
GCAGAAACUGGAAUUAAUACCAUAGAAUAGUGAUACGAUGAGUGUUUAGGGUUGUGGUAUUUGUGUUGAAUCGUGUUCGUGAAGAAUUUUAAUCAACGGGGACUGUAGAUUUUUAUUAUCGAGAUGUUACUCAAGGAUUCGCAAAAUGAGAAAAAGACGAAAGUUGUUGGCUGCAAGAAAAUUGUUGGCGCCAUGAAGCUGACGCUGGGCACGCUGUCUGCCCCGCGCGUGCACAGGCGAGCGGGCAAGGGCGCCGCCGCCUCGAAGAGAGCGCCCACGUCCCAGCAGCCGAGGGUCCUGCCCGCUCCGAGAGACCUGGACAGGCCCUCUGUUGAUCCGUGCGAAAACUCGAAUGAUUCUGGCUUGGGGUUUGACCAGCACCAGGAGUUCACUCUUAGGACUCGUAACGUCAAGUUUUCUAGCCAAGAGGCCCAGUGGCUGCUGGACCACUCGGAGGCCAAGAGAAAGAAGCUGGACAUCAAGCUAGAGUGUGAUGAUGUGAACGACAACUUCUGUUUCCCAGAGGCCCUGAGCAGCAAGAGGAGGGUCAUGCCAGACUCGGCAGGUGUGUUGCAGGCCGAGGGCGGGAUGUACCCUUGCCCCAUGCCGGCGAGGCCCGAGCCCACGGCCGCGCGGUCCCAGGACAGGCCGGCGGGCCGCGGGGCGGGAGCCCUGGGCUCGCCGGCAUCGCGACGCCUGGCCGCCGGCGGGUCGGCCACCCUCACCUCGCACCUGGGCCACGUGAGCCGCAACAGGAAGGUGUACCUGCAGAUAAUGUCCCAGCCGGAGCAGCAGCACCGCGCCCGCUACCAGACGGAGGGCAGCCGGGGGGCCGUCAAGGACCGCAGCGGCAACGGCUUCCCCGUCAUCAAGCUGGUCGGCUACGACAAGCCCACGACGCUGCAGGUGUUCAUCGGCACGGACGUGGGCCGCGUCGCUCCGCACAUGUUCUACCAGGCGUGCCGCGUCAGCGGCAAGAACUCCACGCCCUGCCUGGAGAAGAAGAUAGAUGGCACGGUGGUCAUAGAGGUGAACUUCGACCCCGUCAAGGAGAUGGUCAUCACGUGCGACUGCGUGGGGAUCCUGAAAGAGCGGAACGUGGAUGUCGAACACAGGUUUCCCGAGCACUCGACGUCGAGGAACAAGAAAAAGUCGACGCGUUGUAGGAUGGUUUUUCGCACCACCAUCACCCACCCUGACGGGUCUAACGAAGUCCUGCAGAUACUGUCUCAGCCAAUCGCCUGCACCCAGCCUCCCGGAGUCCCAGAAGUCUGCAAGAGGUCUCUGACGUCCUGCGUCUGUACGGGCGGGGCAGAACUGUUCAUUCUCGGCAAGAACUUCUUGAAAGACACAGUCGUCGUCUUCGACCAACCAGAUUUUGAGCCUCCGUGGCGAGAGACGGUUCAACCUGAUAAGGAGUUUUUGCAACAGACCCAUCUGGUGUGCCUGGUGCCGCCGUACCGCCGCUGCGACAUAGCGGAGCCGGUGUCUGUCCGGCUGACGGUGGUGUCCAGCGGCAAAACCAGCGAGCCGCACCCCUUCCUGUACACCCCUGGCGGGCUGUCGAAGCAGCCAGCAGUUCUGCUGCCAGAGAGGCUGCAGCAGUGUGGGGCCGCUCUUUCAACGAGGAUUGUUGCUCCGGGAAUGGAAAUGUCCCACAUCUACCCGAAGCCGCCCCUGGCCUUGUGCGUGCCGGACGCCCAGGCCAAGGCCAGCACCAGCUCUGCCGGCGCCGAUAACUUGCCUUCUGCGUACGUUCCGCUGGAAGCCAGCCAAGGUGGUCUGGAGAAACAAGCUGUUAACACUCACAUCAUGUGGCAAUCUUCUCCUGUUAAUGUGUCCAAAUCAGAAGACAGGAACAUCAAAGACAGGGAGGCAAAGCGACUCCACAUGAUGAAAAUGACCCCUCCCCCCUUGCUGCCGCUCAUGCCUCGACGCCUAUCCAUGGUCGACUCGGAAGUGAUUCACCUGAAGACGGAAGUGCCGGACGGGCAUUACUCCCCAGAUGAGUUGAAGGUCAUAGACUUGCGAAUGAAGCCACCCACUUUGGUUCAACCUCUCAUGACGGUCUCGGACCUGUCUUCCUCUCAGGCUCCGUCGAUGGCCACGUUGCGGCACUUGGUUGGCGAGAACGGCGGAUCUUCCCUCCCGGCCCAGAGCGGUCAGAGCGUGGAGAAAUUCCUCCAGAGGCUAGAGAACAAGCAGAGUGGGGUGGCUCAGGAAGAUCAAAAGGGAGUGUUCCCGAUGGUGUCCGUGCAGGAAUCCCAGAUCACGGUGAAGCCAGAUGAGCCCGGACAACCACCGGUCUCCCUCCUUCCGGACAGCUUCCAGCCACAUCCGGCAGCCACUCAGUCCACCUUGCUCAACUCCCUGAUGGCUCCCUCGAUGCCAGUCAUGUUUCCAUCAGAGACUUCUGGAGCCAACACGUUGAUGGUCGAGCAAGCCAGCAAGAGCCUGAUGCUCGACAUAACCAAAACUGAAGUCUCCAACAUCGUGGAAACGUCUCUAAUAAACUCCUCCGUGAACUCCGAGAGUGGGUCUUUGAGCAUAGGGACUUGCCACAUCAACCAAACCCCAUUGUUGCCGGCACCUCACACCACGAGUCUCGACGUUCUGGUGUCUUCGGCCAUCGAAACCCACGUGCAAGCACAGGCGACGUCCACCGAGAAGCUGGAUGCGUUUGUCAACUCCACCGUCGAAAGUCACCUCAUGAAUGCAACACCAGUCAAUUCUGAUGCAACAUUGCACGACCAGAACUUUGCGAGCAGCUCAGCAAGGGACGGCCAAACCCUUUCGCUGAACAUGUUGAACAUGGUCCCUUCAGGCCCGUCUCCGACAGGAGGGAACUUUCAGCUCGGUGGAUUGGAGCCGAACCCUCAGUCUUCGCAGGCGGCACUUCUAACCAACGUUGUGACUUCAGCUCUGGACGAGCACUUGUUGGCAACCACGAAGCCCAUCAUCCCUGACAGUCCCCAAGUCGCCACGACAUCCACAGACGACUCCAACAUGAAUACUGUUCUCUUACAGAACUCUCCCCACCCUCCGAACACACUCCUGAGCCAGGCGGUCACGGUCUCUGAACCCACGGUGAUAUCGAGCAAUCCUCGCACAUCCCCCAUCGCUCUCAAGAACAUGAUCCUCAACACUGCAGCGGCGUCGCUGGAGGCCGUGCCCACGGGACCUUCCAGGACCUCUCCCAUCGCCAUCAAAGCCAUGAUCCUCGACUCGCACAUGAAAGCCAUGGAUAGACAAAUGAUGAUGACAGCAGAAUCUCAGGAAGUUCUGGGAACCAGCGGAAACAUUUCCACUCUCCUCUCGACGGACGCCAAGCCCGAGCCCAACACCCUUGCCGUGUCGCAACCUCCCGACUUGCCCCAGAGAUCCCCCGUGAUUCAGCCGGGUGACUCUGCGUCUCGGUCCUUGCUCGACAACAUCUUCGAUGUGACGACGACCACGCAGAGCUACGCUGCCAGUUCCAGCAGCAUCGGUACGUUCGCAGCGAGCACUGUGACGAGGAUGGCAGAGAAGGCCUUGGACUCACGGUCGUCGGGCCCACUGAUUGGCUCUGCUCCCGAGAGCAAACUGGCGACGCCUGCACCCACUCUCUUGCAGCAGAAUGUGUGCGUGUCUUCGGUCGCUGUGCCAGUGACAAGCAUACCUGCCAAGUGCGUGCCACCUGCCACCAGUGGGCAGAAGAAGUCUGAAGAAGGAGAAGUUCCACAGGAGUUGACCCAGAUGUCAGAAAAUGAUCUUUUGAGCUACAUCAACCCCAGCUGUUUUGACCAAGUGUGAGCAGUGUACGGCAAGCAGCUGAAGAGUGCUCAGUGUUACUGUGCGGUGCUCCACCAGUGAGUGCUCAGUGUUACUGCGAGGUGCUCCAAUGAGUGCUCCCUGCCGCGAGAAGGGACGUGGAUCUGAAUGACAUGUGCAUACCAACUGAAGUUGUUUUGUAAAGUCAAGAUAUUUUUAUGAUAGAAGAAGUUAGAACUACGAGUUGUUAUGGGUUAUGAGAAAAGAGGUGAUACGUAGGGGCUGGAAAAAUAUUAAUAUCUUAAGAAUUAAGAUAGAUUUGAUUUUUUAUUAAAUUAAAAUUUUUAAUGGUUUUAUUUCUAAUUAACAACUUAAAUGCUUUUUUUACUGAUAAUCUGUAAAAAUGCAGUUAAUUUGUAAAAAAUUGUCAUAAAUAACCGCUAAAAUGCUAGUUUCUGAAGUCACGUAACAAAUGAAUUGUUUCAAACUUACAAGAUAAUUUUUUUUGUAUACUUUCCAAAAUUUGAUACAUCUCUCUAUAAAAUAAUCCAAUAUUUGUUUUUAAUUUUUGGACAUAUUUUUUUUUACAAAUGUUUGUCACUUUUAGGUUUAUCAGCUAGUACCGUUAAUACACAAGCACAAAAUGUCCACCAUCUUUGUUGCUGAUUUUUUUUUUGUGUGAUGAUGGUUGGCUAGUAAGAUGAAAAUAAAAUGGCUUGUACUCUUGACCAUUAUGUUUUUGCAAUUGUGAACUAAGCAAGCCACUAGAUAUUUUUGGCAUAUUCCAAAAUGUCUAAUACUUAACCACCAUUUUCGUGUUGUGAUGAUGGUGUAGUGACAAUUAUCUAUACUAGUGUUUGUGAUGUGCAUAAUUGCAUCCUUUGUAAUAUUGACUUUUCAGGGUGAUGCGGCAGUUAGUACUGAAAUGGCAUGUUUUUACAAUUUUUUUUUCCUGCACUGUAUACAGCAAUGCAAAAAACCUGAAGUAUAAUAUUUUUUAGCAUAAUAAUUUCACUGCCAAUUUUUGAAGCAAAAAAUGCAUAAAAAGUGUUAAUUUUGUACACAAUGCUCAAAUAUUCAAUUUUUAUACAAACUUUCAGAAUUUUUAUAUUAAAUUUUUUAGUUACUUAAAUAAAACUGCUAAUCUCAAAAUAAUAAGAUGCAAUUUAAUAAAAUUAUUGAUAAUUGGGAAGGGGGGGGGGGGGGGGAAAUUGUAAUUUUUCCAGCUCCUAGUGAAUAGUAAAUAUUCUAGAGAAAUCUCUAUUUAAAAGGUUUUUAUUCAUUAUUUAUUUGUGGCAAACCUUUAUUCAUUGUUUUGUAAUAAAAUAACUGUAUUUUCAUGUUGUAUUGAAUGUAUUUUUUUUAGUUACAAUACCUAAACCUUUUUGUAAAAUAUAAUACAACUAUAAUGAUUUCUUUAAUUGUGUUGUAUGAAAUGUACAUUGUAAAAACAUCUCUAAAACUUUGUUAAGUUAAUGAGUUUUAUCUUAGAUUAGAACCCUAGGAACGCAGUAAAAAUGUAUGUAAAUAAUGGGUUAAGUGUGGAAAUGCAGUUUGUUUUAGAAUGAAUACCUACUUGUUAUGCAAUGUCAAAAAUGUUGGCUUUUAUAUCAUAAGUAUAAAAUUUGUACAUGUGUUAUUGUGAGGUGUAAGGUUGUUUAAUGUUAAUCAACUUAUUACCACGUAUGUACGUACUUAUGGCAUUUAUAGAAAUAUGAUCUUGCUAAGCAUGUGCAGUUACAAUAAUGGACAUCUCUUGGUCUGUCACAGACUGUGCUUUAUGGAUGGGCAAUCAUUCCAUGCUGUUACUACAUGAUUUGCAAUUCUUUAUCAGCAGAUGUUGAUCUGUACGACUGAAAUUAAAACCAUAGAUGGUGCAUUAUAACCAAGCUGUGUUACACUAAAAACUUGCACUAUAGGAUAUUUAUUCUUCAUUAAUAGUGUCUGUAAAGGAGAUUAUUUCUGAACUCAAAAUAUUUUCCCAUAGGAAAACAAAAACUAACGUAAAAUCUUUCGUUCAAUGGAAGACAUCCGUGGCUUGCCUGAUUGUAUAUUGAUUCUAAGAUUUGUGUUUAUUACAUUGGUCAUAACCCAGUGUCAUAAUUUUCAUAAUAAUAUAUGUUGUAUAUCGAGAAUGUAAGUGGUUUUAUUACUGUACAGAAUUAAAAUUGUUUUUAAAAAAAAUGUUUGGGAGGAAU